CACACUCCCCGCAGCAUAAAUAUUCCUACAAGUUUUGUCCUGUACGGCUUGUUUCACUGGUUUAUAGACCAUUCCCAGUGUUCCCGUCAACUUACAGUUUCUUCCCAUAUAUCCAUUUGUUGCUUCUUCUCUGGGAUUUCUUCCCGUAAUUAUUGAACUCCGGAGCCAGCAGCCUAAAAGUGCAACUUCUAGUUACAGUAGGAAUGGGGAGGUAGGACUAUUAAGGAGAGAAAAGCUGGAAGAGACUAUGUGAAGCCUGUAAGGUGGAAAAUAUGGCAGCAGAAAGCAUGUGGUAAACAUAUGAUACACAUGUGUUAGUUUAACAUCUGGCCGAGAACAUAUGUUAGGAAUCCAUCGGGGGCUGUAACAUCACACAUCCAAAAUUCUGGACUUUUUUUUUAGCCCGUGGCUCCUGCAAUACGCAGGGAGACGGAUGGUCAGAGUAUUUGUUAGCAUAGACCGAGAAGAAAAGGCUACGCUAGGAGCUACUAUGUAGAAGAGAAGGGCUAUCAGAUCUGAUAAAGGAAGAAAAAAACAAUUAAAAGGAAAAUACUUCUUGAGAGAUUUGGUGGCAGUGGGCAAAGUCCAUGAGACAAAGAACGAAGGCAAGAAACAAGACUUCAAGAGACAUUAUAACUAAAAUCCAUAGCCCUGAAACAUGAAGGAAAAGGAUAUAUAUUUUGUAUAUAAAAAGAGAUGAAAUAUUAAGUACAUUAAGUAAAAAUAAGGCUGCUAUCAAACAGCCUUAUAUGAUCACACAGCCAGCUUCAAAGUAACAUCAGACAUUGCUACAUUGAUCAGCUGGAGUGCCUAUUUUCUGGUUUAAUCAUAGGCGACUUAGAUUAGUAAAGCCAAGAUGGAAUGCUUGUGGAUACCUCUUUUGACCAUUUUCUUUCUGUCGUGUCGGGGCAGACCCCAAAGAGAAGAUUCUGCCUUCCAGCGGAAGCAGGAACUGAUCUUAAAGGCCGAACAGUUGAGGGCACUUUCUCUGCAAGAACCUUGUUGGCUGGGUAGAGAUCGCAGGCCUAUAGUUAAUCCUCAAAACCAUCCCCUUGGGGCCUACCCUAUAAAGCAUCAAUGGCACAGGUACAAAACCACACAAAAGGAAUUGGACUGCCAGGCCCAUGGAUCGGAGACCUGUGGUGUGGACAAUCAAAAAAAGGAGAAGAACAAACACAGGAAGAGCUUAGGUGUCAUAUCCCAAUUGAAGGGUAGAGCUGCUUGGGAAGCUAGGCACAGUUCUAAGAACCAUAUCUUAUUUAACAAACACAUGCCUAAAAAUUCUAACAAAUACAAGAGAAGUGCUAAGAAAACAGCAGAAAUAUUUAAUCCAACAGCAAAGAAAGGACGAUACCCUCGAGAUGCUGAUUUUAAUGUCUCAGGAAGGAUUUUACCUAAUUUCUCUUUACCUGCGUUAAAACACCAGAAGUUGUCCAGUUAUGGCUCCAUCUAUUUUUCCGGGGUCCGAAGUCAAUUGGUGUUAAAUCCAGACGGAGAGCUGCGAAUCCCCCGUGAAAGGUUCACUCUGGAGCUGUGGGUGAAGCCUGAUGGAGGACAAAAUGAUCCGGCAGUCAUAGCAAGCAUGUUUGACAAUUGCUCUCAUACAGUUAGUGACCGUGGUUGGUCUCUCGGGAUACGUCCGUCUGUGUUUGGUGCAAAGAGAGAGGCACACUUCUAUUUCUCACUUAGGACUGACCGUUCUCCCAACGCUACCAUCUUGAUGUCACCACAUCGAUACAAGCCAAAUAUUUGGACCCAUUUAGCCGCCAGUUAUGAUGGGCAUAAGGUUCUAUUUUAUAUAAAUGGGAUUCAGGUUUCGAAAGCUCAAGGUCAAUGGGGUUCACUCCAUAGCCCUUACAUUUCCUUAUGCAGGACCCUCAUGCUCGGGGGAGAUAACUCAGAAGCUGGCCAUUGCUUUCGUGGUCAUAUCUUCUCUGUGCGACUGUGGCCAGAACCUAGAACUCAAAAUCAGUUGAGGGAAGAAGCCCUACGGAGAUCGACAGAUGGCUACUCAGAAACGCCGUUAUUCAUGAACUGUCUUUCCACGCUGCUAGGUAAUCUCUGGAUUCCUUUUAAAGAAGGUGGAACUACAGAGGUUGUACCAGAGCUUGUGCCCGAAAUUCCCUUGACCUCUCCUCUUUUGCUUCCUCCUUGUGGAAGAACCUCUUGUGAUUUGCCUGAUGUGACUAAUACUUACAGCCGGUCUGAGGGAAAAUGGAAAAAAGAGGUACAUUAUCGUGUGGUUAACCUAUGUGAGGAUGAUGGUUCCAGGCCACUGGUCAGUGACGAGCAAAUCAUGAGGCAGCAUCAGGCCUUAAUUGAGGCCUACAACCCUCAUGGCAUCCACUGGCAACUUAACAUACAGCGGAUACAUAACUCCACACUAAGGACUCGAGUAGUUCUCCCAGGGUGUGAACCAGGAAGGGUAGGCAAUGAGCACUGUGACCCUGAGUGUCGCCAUCCACUUACUGGUUAUGAUGGAGGAGACUGUGGUUACUUCAGGCCUUGCAACCCACGGAAAAAAGGAGAUGGAAUAUGCCACCUGGAAUGUAAUACAGCAAGGGAUGAUUAUGAUGAUGGAGAUUGUUGCCCACCUCAAGAAUCCGGUAGGAGCUCAAAGACCUGUUUUGAUCCAGAUGCAAAAGGAAGAGCAUACAUGAGCGUGAAAGAACUUAGAGAUGCCCUGCACCUGAACGGCUCUAUUUUCCUCAACAUCUAUUUUGCCGGCUCUGCGGGGGAGGAGCUAGCCGGAGCAGCCACCUGGCCCUGGGAUAAGGAGGCCCUCAGUCAUCAGGGUGGCGUAGUGUUGAACCCUGCUUAUUACGGCAUGCCAGGCCACACCAACACCAUGAUUCAUGAAGUGGGGCAUGUGUUGGGUCUUUACCACGUUUUUAAAGGUGUAAGUGAGCGUGAAUCCUGCGACGAUCCAUGCAGUGAAACGGAGCCAUCCAUGGAGACAGGGGAUCUGUGUGCCGACACAGCCCCUACACCGAAAAACAAGCUCUGCCGAGACCCAGACCCAACCAACGACACGUGUGGGACCAUGUUUUACACAGGGACACCCUAUAACAACUACAUGAGUUAUUCAGAUGAUGACUGCACUAAUAGCUUCACCCCAAACCAAGUGGCCCGAAUGCAUUGUUACCUUGACCUGAAAUAUCAAGGCUGGACUAGAAGUCAGAAACCGUCACCUAUUCCCCUUCCACCUAUUGUGGUUAAACAGAGCUUAGAUUCCCUUACCAUUCACUGGCUUCCCCCGAUAAGUGGAGAACUGUUUGAAAGGGAACCAGGAUCGGUUUGUGCAUUUUGUGCGGCUGAUGGGUCAUUUCAGCAGUAUGCGUACCAGGCGUCCUCCUCCCGUGUCUGUGAUUAUUCUGGGUACUGGACACCUGAAGAAGCAGUAGGACCUCCAGAUGUUGAUCGGCCCUGUGAACCAAGUCUACAAGCUUGGAGCCCGGAGCUCCACCUGUACCACACCAACAUGUCUGUUCCAUGUCCCCAGCCCCAGGGAUGCAUGUUGGAGCUCAAAUUCCAAAAACCUGUCUUGCCUCAGACCCUCACUAUAUGGAUAACAUACCUCUCUCACAAUUUAGCUGGUUCGGUGUCAGACAUUGAGGUCUUGCUGGACCACGGAGAAACUAUUCACAUGGGAUCUAUGGAAGCUUUCUGUGACAUGCCUUUAACCAUCCGGUUGGCCACGGAACAGAAUGUCUAUGGAGUUCGUAUUUUUACUUUUGAUGAGCUAAUGGAAAUAGAUGCAGCUCUUCUUGUAUCUAUGCCUCAUAGUCCAUUUUGUUCAUCUUGCAAACCUGUGAGAUACAGGGUGCUCAGAGACCCACCUUUCCAAAGAGAUCGCCAUGGAAAAUGGACUCAAACCCACCGUAUAUUUACAGACAGGGAAGUCACGCCGGGGCACAGAUACCAUUAUCAGGUACAGGUGGUGACUGGGACCGAGGCCGGGGAGCCAUCACCCCCACUUAUCCAUGUACAUGGAGACCCCUUUUGUGGAGACGGAGAAAUCCAUGAGGAGCUGGGAGAAGAGUGUGAUGACGGAGCACUGCAUGAUGGAGAUGGUUGCUCUGCAAAAUGUCUUCGCGAGCCAAACUAUAGCUGCCAUGGGGAGCCUAGCUUGUGCUUUUUACUCAACGGCGACAGUACCACUGAACUUGCAGACAGCAGAAUUGAAGUAUCAGCUAACUAUCUUGGGCAAACCUCGCAUAGAUAUAUUGAUCAAUGGGCUUUGCAGGCUACAUCUUCUCUCCAGGAUUCCAAUAAAUGUCCAGUGUUGGCUUUAUCUCACGAUCAAGUCCAGAAGGGCUGUAAACCUCUUAGAACAUUAUCUGGAGCCAAGAACUUAUCUGCAUGGUUUCUAUGUUCAGGAAAGGUCAACGUGUCUAUGGAGCAAGACAUAUGGUUAAAGGUGAACUUUGAAAAACCAAGUCUUGCAGACAUGUUCUUUGUCUACCUGGCUGCAGAUGGUUCCAUCCCAGGUAGUGCUCACAAAUCCACAGUCACCGCUCAUCUGACAGAUGUGAUGGGGCAUAACCACUCGCUUGGAACCCACGAGCUGAGUUGUCAGAAGAAUCCUCUGGUCUUGAAUAGGACAAGUGACCCCAAGAACCCAAUGUACAACACUGCGUCUGUCACACUGAGGUUCUCGUCACCACUGGUGGGGGUAUCUGGAGUAGCAGUGAGGUCACGAGCUAGCAGCCAGCCCCGAAUGGGAUAUAGAAGCAGCCCAGAACACGAGGACUGCAGCUCAUGCCCUACUUUAAAUAUUCUACAUGGCUCGGCUCAUUGCUCCCUGGAUGGGGAUGGUGAUACUCAGUGUACAGUCACAUGUGACAAAGGAUAUGCCAUACUUGCUGUCAGCAAGAGGGAGUCUAACGUCAUGCAGACCGCAGUGUUAAAAUGCUCAUUCGGGCACUGGAACAUGUCGGUGACUUGUGAACCUUUGGAUUGUGAGUCCCCAUCUCCUUCUCUUGUGUUUCAUGCCACCUUCUCAUGUCCUGAUGGAACAGGAUUAGGCAAACGCUGCUCCUUUCAUUGCCUUCCUCCUGCGAAGUUCCAAGGAAUGAGUCAGUGGGUGACUUGCAUGUGGGAUGGACUUUGGUCUCUUCCUGAGGGCUACUGUAAGCUUGAAUGUGAAGCGCCUCCUGCCAUUGCCCAUGGCAAGCUUCUCACACCCCGUUGUCUUCUUGACCACCACGAUGUGGGAUCUAUGUGCCGAUACAGGUGUAAGCCUGGCUACCAUGUAGCAGACACUGUUGAGCGUCGGACAAAGAGGAAGUUCCUGAAAAUACAGUGUCUCCAGACAGGUCUUUGGUCCGUCGGUCGCUGCAUUCCUGUAAUGUGUGACCCAUUACCACCCAUCUUACAAGGGAUGUACAACUGUACCCGGGGACUAGAAGUGGAUAGCAAAUGUACCCUGUACUGCGGAUCUCACACGGUAUCUACCGUCUGCAGUAAGGAUGGAACCUGGACUGAGCGGCUGAGUCUGUGUGAGGGUCUACAGGGGACAUGUAAUCCACCCCUAGAAAUCAACAGCAUUCAUUACACCUGUGAUCAAGGACACACAAUUGGUUCUGUCUGCACAGCCUCGUGCAUUUAUCCUCCUAGUGAUCCGGUUGUUCUGCCUGAGAAUAUUACUGCAGAUACAAUGGAACAUUGGAUGACCCCAAUCAAAGUUCAGAGUAUAAUGUGCACAGGAACUUUAAAGUGGCAACCAGACCCUGCAUCCCUCCAUUGCAUCCUCUCUUGUGAGCCUUUUCUAGCAGAUGGCUGGUGUGACACCAUUAAUAACCGGGCCUAUUGUCAGUAUGAUGGAGGGGAUUGCUGUGCCUCUACCCUCUCUUCUCACAAGGGCCAGGUGAUCCCCUUUGCAGCUGACUGUGAGGAAGACGAAUGUACGUGUCGUGACCCAGAUGCAGAAGAGAACAGAGCUCAUCGUAAAGAUCUGAACUAACUCAUAGGAGCUCAAAGGACUUCUGAACCAGUUCCUCU
Messenger RNA from Spea bombifrons (plains spadefoot toad), 6003 nucleotides. It is a transcript of the gene PAPPA2, whose product is annotated as pappalysin 2. The coding region runs from base 857 to 5965 and encodes 1702 amino acids. Gene Ontology annotation, molecular function: metallopeptidase activity. The transcript has 23 exons. The record is from RefSeq and is a predicted model, not a curated record. NCBI's taxonomy places the organism in Eukaryota, Metazoa, Chordata, Amphibia, Anura, Pelobatidae.